CUGCUGGCCGAAAACGUUUUUUCCCACCCCUGCGUUGUUCUUCGUCGCCAAUGUCAAAUUAAUGGCAAAGGUGUCGCUUACCACACGAUGCCGUUCACGUUGAUUCCGGUCAUGUUUAACCUGCAGCACAACCAGGGCGUGCUUUGUUUGUGGAAGGGCGUAUUUGGCGGAGUUGGCCUGACGUGCAUGUACAUGGUACUUGACAAGCUGUUGUCUGAUUUUACCGGGUUACCGAGGGAGUUGGUGCGAAUGAAGAAGUCAAAAACCUUAAUUGAAGAAUUUUUCCCAGAUCUAUUUGCCGCAUUUACUUCCUACCUGCUGGCUGAUGCUGUGCUCUAUCCAGCGGAAACGGUUCUUCAUCGUUUGUAUAUUCAAGGUAUACUUGGAUUUUACCGAGGCUUCGGCGCUUUGAUUCUGCAGUACCUCUUACACUUCGCUGUUCUGCAUAUGUUGCGCGUUGUUCUGGAGCAACUUGAAAACAGUUUCAACAAGGACGUCCCUCCUGUGCCAAAGCGACACCCUACGCCCGACCCGCUGUUUUCACCGCCUUCGUCGUUAUCAUCAUCAUAG
Messenger RNA from Soboliphyme baturini, 570 nucleotides. Lineage: Eukaryota; Metazoa; Nematoda; Enoplea; Dioctophymatida; Soboliphymatidae. The record is from the annotation of a GenBank genome assembly.